Molecule: messenger RNA, 3578 nt
Organism: Jaculus jaculus (lesser Egyptian jerboa)
Lineage: Eukaryota; Metazoa; Chordata; Mammalia; Rodentia; Dipodidae
Gene: Vps50
Product: VPS50 subunit of EARP/GARPII complex
Exons: 28
Coding region: 103-2997 (964 amino acids)
Biological process (GO): endocytic recycling; retrograde transport, endosome to Golgi
Cellular component (GO): EARP complex
Molecular function (GO): SNARE binding
Source: RefSeq, a predicted model, not a curated record
UGACCACCCACUAUGGCUUCCCAGUGUUGGGGGCCGGUUCUCUGGUGGUCCGGUGUGAUUUGUUAUCUUUUUGCGGCAGGGUAAUCUUCUCACGACUUCGACAUGCAAAAAAUCAAGUCUCUCAUGACCCGACAGGGUCUGAAAAGUCCUCCAGAGAGCCUCAGUGAUCUUGGUGCCAUUGAGAGUCUUCGGGUCCCUGGAAAGGAAGAAUUCAGAGAACUUCGAGAACAGCCAAGUGACCCUCAAGCUGAACAAGAGCUAAUUAAUAGUAUUGAACAAGUGUAUUUUUCUGCGGACUCAUUUGAUAUUGUUCAAUAUGAACUGGAGAAGCUCCCACCUGUCCUCAAUUUGCAAGAACUAGAAGAAUACAGAGACAAACUGAAGCAACAACAAGCUGCAGUCUCUAAAAAAGUAGCAGAUUUAAUCCUUGAAAAACAGCCUGCUUAUGUAAAGGAACUUGAAAGAGUUACAUCUUUACAGACAGGUCUUCAGUUAGCUGCUGUUAUCUGUACAAAUGGAAGGAGAUACUUAAAUAUUGCAAAGGAAGGCUUUACUCAAGCUAGUUUAGGCCUCCUUGCAAAUCAGAGGAAACGUCAAUUGCUGAUUGGACUUCUGAAAUCUCUGAGAACUAUAAAAACACUGCAAAGAACAGAUGUGCGCCUAAGUGAAAUGCUUGAGGAGGAAGACUAUCCAGGAGCCAUUCAGCUGUGCCUGGAAUGUCAGAAAGCUGCCAGUACGUUCAAACAUUACAGCUGUAUAAGUGAGCUGAAUUCCAAGCUGCAAGAUACUUUAGAACAAAUUGAGGAACAGUUGGAUGUGGCUCUUUCCAAAAUUUGCAAGAAUUUUGACAUUAGUCAUUAUACCAAGGUUCAGCAAGCUUAUCGACUUCUAGGAAAAACACAGACUGCAAUGGAUCAACUUCAUAUGCACUUUACCCAAGCCAUUCAUAAUACCGUGUUUCAAGUUGUCCUUGGUUAUGUGGAACUAUGUGCUGGAAACACAGAUACAAAAUUUCAAAAGCUGCAAUAUAAAGAUCUCUGUACACAUGUUACACCAGACAGCUAUAUUCCUUGCCUUGCGGACUUGUGCAAAGCACUAUGGGAAGUAAUGCUCAGCUAUUAUAGGACUAUGGAAUGGCAUGAAAAGCAUGACAGUGAGGGAACUGCUUCAGUUUCUGAAGGGAGUAAUAUGAUCGGUACUGAAGAAACUAAUUUUGAUCGUGGCUAUGUAAAAAAGAAAUUAGAGCACGGACUCACACGAAUAUGGCAGGAUGUUCAGCUGAAAGUAAAAACCUACUUGCUUGGAACUGAUUUAUCUAUAUUCAAAUAUGAUGAUUUCAUCUUUGUUUUGGAUAUAAUCAGCAGGUUGAUGCAAGUAGGAGAAGAAUUUUGUGGAAGCAAGUCUGAAGUUUUGCAAGAGUCGAUUAGAAAACAAAGUGUCAACUAUUUCAAGAACUACCACAGAACACGACUUGAUGAACUGAGAAUGUUUUUAGAGAAUGAGACUUGGGAACUUUGUCCUGUUAAGUCAAACUUCAGCAUCUUGCAACUUCAUGAAUUUAAAUUUAUGGAACAGUCUCGUUCGCCAUCAGUUUCACCCAGUAAGCAGCCAGUGUCAACUUCUUCAAAGCCUUCAACCUUGUUUGAGCAGUACUGCAGCUGUGGGAAUCCAUUUGAGAUUCAAGCUGACCACAAAGAUGAAGAAACAGAAGAUGUCUUGGCUUCUAAUGGGUAUGAAUCUGAUGAGCAAGAGAAGAGUGCCUAUCAGGAGUAUGACAGUGACAGUGACGUUCCUGAGGAACUCAAACGAGAUUAUGUGGAUGAGCAGACAGGCGACGCACCAGUGAAAAGUGUUUCACGGGAAACCCUGAAAAGCAGGAAGAAAUCAGAUUAUAGUCUCAAUAAAGUGAAUGCACCAAUCUUAACAAAUACAACAUUGAAUGUAAUACGACUUGUUGGGAAAUAUAUGCAGAUGAUGAAUAUCCUUAAGCCCAUUGCCUUUGAUGUUAUCCACUUCAUGUCCCAGCUAUUUGAUUAUUACUUGUAUGCAAUAUAUACCUUCUUUGGUCGGAAUGAUUCACUGGAAUCAACAGGACUUGGCCUUAGUAGUAGUAGACUGAGAACAACUCUAAACAGAAUACAGGAAAGCCUUAUUGAUCUGGAAGUGUCAGCCGAUCCCACUGUCCCGCUCACAGCAGCAGAAGAAAGAAAGGAGAAGGUACCCAGCCCACAUCUCAGUCACCUCGUGGUUUUGACAUCUGGGGAUACAUUGUAUGGGUUGGCAGAGAGAGUGGUAGCCACAGAAUCCUUAGUUUUCUUGGCUGAACAGUUUGAGUUCCUUCAGCCACAUCUGGAUGCUGUGAUGCCCGCAGUGAAAAAGCCCUUUCUGCAGCAGUUUUACUCUCAGACAGUUUCAACUGCCAGUGAACUACGCAAACCAAUUUAUUGGAUUGUAGCUGGCAAAGCCAUUGAUUAUGAACAGAUGCUGCUCCUGAUGGCGAAUGUGAAGUGGGAUGUAAAAGAAAUUAUGUCGCAGCACAAUGUUUAUGUAGAUGCAUUACUAAAGGAAUUUGAGCAGUUUAACAAGAGGUUAUAUGAAGUCUCUAAGAGAGUUCGCAUUCCCUUGCCUGUGUCUAACAUACUCUGGGAACACUGUAUACGAUUGGCUAAUAGAACUAUUGUGGAAGGAUAUGCCAAUGUCAAAAAGUGCAGUAAUGAGGGUCGUGCCUUGAUGCAAUUGGAUUUUCAACAGUUUUUAAUGAAACUUGAAAAACUAACUGAUAUUAGACCCAUUCCUGAUAAAGAAUUUGUGGAAACAUACAUCAAAGCCUAUUACCUAACCGAGAAUGACAUGGAGCGCUGGAUCAAGGAACAUAGGGAAUAUUCAACAAAGCAACUAACCAACCUUGUGAAUGUUUGCCUGGGGUCACAUAUCAACAAGAAAGCAAGACAGAAACUUCUAGCAGCUAUAGAUGAUAUAGACCGACCUAAAAGAUAAUGAACAUAGCCUUCUUUUCUCAGUGGCAUCGAUCUUAGCAUGUAUGAUGUGAACUUUUUUACGCACUCCUGACAGUUGUUUGCUAAGAACUUGUGAGCAUGCUCUUAAAUCUGGAAGGUAGAAAACACGGAAGUGUGAGUGGUGAGCUCCAGUGACUUCUGUGUGCUCCCUCUUUUCAAGUUUCUGCCUCAUUUGUAGUCCUUUCCUGAAAUGAUAUUAUUGCCUUGUCAUAAUUAUUAUGAUGUGACUAUAAUUUUACAUUUUACAGAAAAAUGUAUCAUAAAUAUACAGUGAGAUGGAACAGUGGCUAAUGUAUCUAUGAGUAGUUUUUGUAGAGUGAAUUUAUGUUGGCACUUUUCUACCUUCUGAACUUGGCUCUUAAUAAACACGAGAGUGAAUGUAUAGUAUUUCCUAAUUAUGAGCAUUGCAUGAGAAUUAAAAAGUACCUGUGUAAGUGAAAUAGUUGAAAAAUCAGUAUGUUCUCUGUUUUUAAAUGUCUAAGUGUAUGUUGGGGUUAAUUGGGUUAUGACAGUGAUUCUAACUGAUGAAAUGUAAUAAACAUUAUGUUCUAAAAUGGUCAA